Messenger RNA from Pochonia chlamydosporia 170, 984 nucleotides. Its product is annotated as thioesterase-like superfamily domain-containing protein. The coding region runs from base 1 to 984 and encodes 327 amino acids. Lineage: Eukaryota; Fungi; Ascomycota; Sordariomycetes; Hypocreales; Clavicipitaceae. The transcript has 3 exons. The record is from RefSeq and is a predicted model, not a curated record.
AUGGAGAAUGCUCAUAUUCCCAAUUCUCACUCGGACGUGACACCCAGUUGGCGUCCUUUCAAGUUUGAGCGAACGCCACUCAAAGAAGCCAUCAAAACCACGAGAGUACAAGGCACCCAAACUUCCCGUUAUGCUGGAACCGUACCAAAAGCAUGGUGCUCUCGCUCCGGUCGAACUCUAUCCGCACAUGGCGGCUACUGCGGUUCAGUUCUCGUAGCCACAUCACUUCAGUAUUUCCAAGAUGCAUAUGGUGACCAGAGCUACACAACUCCACUCAGUUUAUCCGUCGAGUUUUUGAGGCCAUUGCCCGAAGGGCCCUACGAGGUCGCUAUACACGAUUACGCUGUGAAAGGAAACAUCGCUACCAUCCGUGCCGAGAUUACAAGUCCGCAACCAGACACGAGUACAAUAUACUCCGUUGGCGUGAUACGCUUACGAAGAAAUGCUCCCUUUCAAGGAGGUAAAUCAAUACAGGCAAAAACUGCACCAUUCCCAGAUCGCGUGCGUGAUUGCGCCCGUUGGACAGACGGUCUAUUCUAUCACUUUAAUCCGCCGGCCGCAUAUCUACGAACUUUUGCUCCAAAGGGCGAGGGCUUCCCGCUUUGGAGCGAGAAAUUUGGAGGUCAAAACCAACGAUGGCAAUGGGUAAAGUUGGACUAUGAGGAGAAGUUUGAGCUGCUUCACCUCCCUGUGCUCUCAGACCUGAUACCCGUACUCCCUUUAAACUUUGAAAAAGACGGCCUCUUGGCCGCGACACGGUACCAAAUCGCAACUCUAUCGCUGCAUCUUGAAUUUCGCACCCCGGAAGUUGAUGAAGAGUGGCUCAUAAGUCGCACGACCAUGAACAAACUGCAAGACGGCGUGUUCGAUAUGGGCAUUCAAAUCAUGAACAACCAGGGAGACAUUAUUGCGACAUGCACCCAGAACUGGUCCAUGACACCAAGAAAGACGAGGCAGAUUGGAUCUGGGGAAUCGAAAUUGUGA